AUGGUCCUCAACAGCUUCAAGGUGGAGAACCACACUGGGGUUGCCCUCAAGUUCCGCAACCUCCGCGACCGCGGUGACGAUUAUGACAUCCCGGCCUACAAGUCGAGGAGCCACGAUGCGUGGUUGGGGCAAACCAGGGCCUUCGGCUGCGAACUCCUCGCGCAGCACGUGCCCACCCGCGUCGCCGCCGACGCCGUGCUGGCAGGCGGCGAGGAUGUGUCCACCAAGGCCACAAUCCGAAUCGUGCUGAUCUGGGACAACAGCUGGAAGCUGCAUGUGGACGUCGAUGGCGACGACAACAACGCCGGGAUCGAUGUGGACGGGAACAAGGACUUCCACAUGCGCGUGUACUGGAACCGCGUGGAAUUCCACUGCUACAACGGCGUGUUCAAGGCUGGCAGGGACGACGGCGUCGUCAAGUUCAGCCUGGCCGCGCGCCUGCCCCCUUACAGAGAUGCCGACAACAUGUUGGAGGCCAGCGAGGGUGCGCCGACGUACCCUCAGAGCGUGCCGCCCGCCCUCGAGCACUGA
This is a messenger RNA of Monoraphidium neglectum, 531 nucleotides long. RefSeq lists its product as hypothetical. The coding region runs from base 1 to 531 and encodes 176 amino acids. The record is from RefSeq and is a predicted model, not a curated record. NCBI's taxonomy places the organism in Eukaryota, Viridiplantae, Chlorophyta, Chlorophyceae, Sphaeropleales, Selenastraceae. The transcript has a single exon.